AUGGCUUAUGACCUAGAACAGAUUCUCCAUGUUAAACGAAGAGAUAUGUUGGACAAUAAUGGAGAACUAAUGGCCUCAGUAUUAAAUGAAAAUGUUAUUGGCCACAUUCUACGCAAACUACUUAAAGCACUUUCAUAUUUGCAUCAAUAUGCCUUACACAACAAUUUGAUUGCACGAUCAAUUAUCGUUACCGAAAAUUGCGAUAUCAAAUUGACUGGCUUCAAAUGGACAGUCUUGAAAAAUGAAGGCAUUAGAAAAGCAAUUAGCUUGCGAAAUAAUCGUUUUUUUGGACGACCAACACAAUGGGCACCGGAAGAAGCUCUUAAUGAUAUUGAACAUUACGGGCCACAUACCGAGCUUUGGCAUGUAGGAUUAUUAAUACCGGAAAUGGUUACGGGUGAAACGUUUCAUUUGACUAAUACAACGUAUCCGAAAGACGUAAAACAAUAUGCUGAACAACUUUCAUUAAGUUCAGAAAUUCUACGACUGUGGCAUCGUUUAAUGCAACCAAACUAUGAAAAACGGCCAACUGUUGAUGAACUUCUUGAUCGGAAUAUUUUCAAAAUCAUAAAAUCGGCCGACAAAUCGGAAAUUCAAAAAGCUCUGCUUGCUGAUGCAAAGAAAUAUCGCGUAUCUACCGAUGAGUUAGCAGAGCCAAUUCAAAAAUGGACUCAACUGAUGAAUUAUUCGCGUGAACGCGGGGCAAGUGAUGUUACACGUUUAGAAUCCUUGUAUCUUGGCAUGGGACGGAAUGAAUUUUUCUCUUCAGUCAACUACAAAGAUGAAAUUGAUGAUGAGAAUCCAAUGUAUAAGAUUGACUUCCGGAAGGUACCAAAUGAUUUGUUGCAAUGUGUUUGUAUUGGAAUAAUCAAAAAUCACAAGAAGAAAGCUGGUUUAGCUCUUACAGUACAUCUGGACAUAAAUACAAUCAAUAUGUGUACUGUUGUCUGCCGAAAUGUUUAUAAAUUUGUGCAAAGUGAAGUAAUAGGGUUCAUUAAUUACAUUCGGAUUAGUCUGGAAAUAAUUGAUGUUUUGAAGCAACGUGAAAAAACACGUGCGAAGCACAGGAGCUGGCAAAUUUUUCUGGAAAAAGAUGAAAUCAAUAAGAUGGAAACCGUUGCACAAGUUCAAGUAAUAUUUGACGGUUCAAGCGCUCGGGAUGUUUUGGAAAACGCAGAAAAAGGACAUCUUGAAUUCAGAAAUUUCAACAUGAUCGAUUCACCAGUGCUUGAAACGCGCACAGGAAAAACGAGCAAUAGGACGGAAGAACAGCGGAAGAAUAUACCGCGUGAUAUAAACGAAUUUUUCUGUAUCUCGCCUUUGCUUCACGAGAUUUUUCGUUGUUUGCAAUAG
Cercopithifilaria johnstoni is the source of this 1353-nucleotide messenger RNA. The record is from the annotation of a GenBank genome assembly. Lineage: Eukaryota; Metazoa; Nematoda; Chromadorea; Rhabditida; Onchocercidae.